CAGCCUUCGUGUCCUUCUCGUCUUCCUGUACGGCCGCUAUCGAACCGCCUUCCUACACUCUUUCGGGAAUCAAUGUGUGGUGGCCCUAAGUCAGACAUGACUCGAGGUCGCUCCCCACCGAAUGGUGUCACUCCACCCGUCACGCCUGGCGGAAGCCUCCUCUUCUCACCACGGACGCGUGCGCGGGACACGUCCACUACGCCGCGAAAUCAGAGCACAGAGAGGGAUGCCUACUUCAGCGAAGAGGACCAGAUGAGGCUCAGAGAUCUCGACUCUCAUUAUUGGGCCCAGCAGACACCCAUAGAUGAAGCUGCAGGCGAUGCAUUGUUCGACGAUGGAGCAUCAGACGCUACACAAGGGCCGGAAGAAGGAGCGGCACCGGCUCAGCCCUCUGCCUCGCGCCUUACGACCUCUGGGUCAGACCACGCUAUCAUCUCACCUUCGGGUCAGGCCGCCGUCAUGGCGUCACUGGGCUCCAAUAUACUGCCAUCUGAGCUGUACUCUACAUCCCCAACCAUCUCAUCACGCAAGCGUCCCUCGCCUCCUCACUCUCCCACUAGACCCUCAUCGCAGCUCGAAGAUCCCCUCACAUCGGAGCUCAAAGCAUUGUACAAGAGCCUACACACGUGCAUGAUGCUGAGAGACAAGUACAUGGACGUCUCACUACAGGCGAAGCUCGAAGACAACCCAAAGAACUGGGACGCAGAGUACUGUCAGCAGUGGCGCAAGCAGAGAGGUCUCCCGUCCUCUACGACUGAUGUGGCAGGUGACGCAGGGCUCAAGGUCGAUGGGUCCGCUCUGAAGGACGUAGAUGACCCCGAGAGCGAACCAAAGCCGUGGAGCAUCUAUCCUGCCCCGCCAAGGCCUCACUGGGAGCUCUUCAACCCGCCGCCUGCUUCGUCAUUCGUGGUGAGGUCUCACUCGGGCGGCACAUCCACUCUGCCCAAGCCUAUUCCCCCGGCAUCUCCGGCCAACGCAGCUGCUGCUCAGAAGCUGCUCGAAGAGACUGGAGGAAGACCUGGAGUAUUCGACCCGGCCAAUAUCGAGGUCCCCGGAGAGUGGAGGUGCAAGGCUCUGACUGGCAACGAGAAGAUCGAGUACGCAACAGACGUCAAUGGCGUAUAUCAGGUGCAUGUAGUAGGCGAUGGUUACAAGCGUCCACUUGAUCCAGACCUCCGGAUCCCGACUCUGAGAGACUAUUUCAAAGACUUAGACUACCUGCUAGGGGUCAUCUCGGAUGGGCCAGUCAAGUCGUUCGCAUGGAGGCGGCUGAAGUAUCUCGAGGGCAAGUGGAAUCUGUACUCUCUCAUGAACGAGGGGAGGGAGGUGGAAAGCAUGAAGAGGGUCAGACAUCGAGACUUCUACAACGUGAGGAAGGUGGAUACACACGUCCACCAUUCUGCAGCUAUGAACCAGAAGCACCUGCUGCGCUUCAUCAAGGCCAAGAUCAAGCGUCAUCCAGAUGACGUUGUCAUCUUCCGAGAUGGCAGGGAGCUCACUUUGGCAGAGGUCUUUGCUUCCCUCAACUUGACGGCCUACGACUUGUCAAUUGACACGCUCGACAUGCACGCUCAUCGCGAGGCAUUCCACAGAUUUGACAAGUUCAACACAAAGUACAACCCUAUCGGAGAGUCGCGUCUGCGAGAGAUCUUCAUGAAGACGGACAACCUCAUUCGAGGCAGAUACCUCGCCGAAAUCACAAAGGAAAUCAUGUCUGAUUUGCAGAGCUCAAAAUACCAGAUGGCAGAAUACAGAGUGUCGAUCUAUGGAAGGAACGUCGAGGAAUGGGACAAGCUGGCCACGUGGAUCGUUGAGAAUGAGCUCUUCUCGCCGAAUGUCAGGUGGUUGAUCCAGAUCCCGCGACUGUACGAGGUGUACAAGUCCAACGGCACCAUCAACACCUUCCAAGACUUGCUCAACAAUGUUUUCGAGCCGCUCUUCGCAUGCACGCUCAAUCCUCGUAAGCACCGCAACUUGCACAUCUUCCUUCAGCGGGUGAUUGGCUUCGACCUCGUCGACGACGAGAGCAAGGUCGAGAGGAGAUACCACCGGAAGUUCCCGACCCCGACCAAGUGGGACAUGAAGGAGUCGCCUCCAUACACGUACUGGAUUUACUACAUGUAUGCAAACAUUGCUAGCCUCAACCAGAUUCGAAGAAAGAGAGGCUUUGGUACGUUUGUACUUCGUCCUCACUCUGGUGAAGCCGGUGACACAGAUCACCUUGCAGCGGCGUACCUCUGCUCUCAGUCCAUCUCCCACGGCAUCACACUCCGAAAGGUCCCGGCGAUGCAGUACCUCUACUAUCUGAAGCAAGUGGGCUUGGCGAUGAGUCCUCUGUCCAACAAUGCCCUCUUCCUUCACUACGAUCGAAACCCCUUCCCGACCUACCUCAAGAUGGGAAUGAACGUUUCCAUCUCUACCGACGACCCUCUGCAGUUCCAUCUGUCAAAGGAGCCUCUACUAGAGGAAUACUCGGUUGCUACUCAGGUCUACCGCUUGUCGCCGUGCGACAUGUGUGAGCUAGCGCGGAACUCUGUGCUGCAAUCAGGAUGGGAGCGCGAGAUCAAGCGACACUGGCUGGGUGUAAACUUCCAUCUUGGAGGACCAGAAGGAAAUGUGACUGCAAAGACCAAUGUGCCGGACAUUCGACUUAGAUACCGUCACGAGACUUUGACCGAGGAGUUGGAGCUGAUCGGUCGGUAUGGAGGAAAUCAGGAGGCUUUGAAGACGGCAGAGCAAGGAAGCGCCGGUAAUGUCAGUAGGGGAGUACUGGGACAGGCCUCCAAUGGCACCGCGAUGGCCUUCUCGAAGGAGACUGCUGCGAGCGGAACUUCUCUCACUUCUCCUGCCAUAAGCAUCACUACCCCCUCUUCGAUUUCGUCGAGCACAUCAAGCGCUGGUGAGUCAUCGCAGGAUCCCUUUGCCGUCAGCGCCCUCUCGGCGUCGUUGCCCAGCAGCAACUGUCCACUUGAUGCCAGGGACUACCCCGGCGUGGCGGACCUGGCGAGGAAGAUGGAGCAGAGAAAGGCGAGGGAGCAGAAGUAGGAGUGCGAAUGGUGCGGCUUCUGGGACAUCUCUCUUAGUAUUGUGUCUGUAAUAUGAUGUGAUUUGCAGCGCACCUGCCGCAGCAGGUGUGUGAGUCGUUGCGUGGACA
This is a messenger RNA of Microstroma glucosiphilum, 3154 nucleotides long. RefSeq names its product AMP deaminase. Bases 97 to 3045 code for a protein of 982 amino acids. The record is from RefSeq and is a predicted model, not a curated record. Gene Ontology annotation, biological process: IMP salvage; AMP metabolic process. NCBI's taxonomy places the organism in Eukaryota, Fungi, Basidiomycota, Exobasidiomycetes, Microstromatales, Microstromataceae. Gene Ontology annotation, cellular component: cytosol. The transcript has a single exon. Gene Ontology annotation, molecular function: AMP deaminase activity.